UGCCUGCCUCUCUCGCCCCAGCGGGUCCGCUCGCUCUAGGCGCGGGGCGCAGGGCGCACGCGAUGAAGGCGGUGAGCCCCGUGCGCCCCUCGGGCCGCAAGGCGCCGUCGGGUUGCGGCGGCGGGGAACUGGCUCUGCGCUGUCUGGCGGAGCACGGCCACAACCUGGGCGGCUCGGCGGCCGCAGCGGCGGCAGCGGCGGCAGCGCGCUGCAAGGCGGCCGAGGCGGCGGCCGACGAGCCGGCGCUGUGCCUGCAGUGCGAUAUGAACGACUGCUACAGUCGCCUGCGGAGGCUCGUGCCCACCAUCCCGCCCAACAAGAAAGUCAGCAAAGUGGAGAUCCUGCAGCACGUUAUCGACUACAUCCUGGACCUGCAGCUGGCGCUGGAGACGCACCCGGCUCUGCUGAGGCAGCCGCCGCCGCCCGCGCCACCUCUCCACCCGGCCGGGACGUGUCCGGCCGCGCCGCCGCGGACCCCGCUCACAGCGCUCAACACUGACCCGGCCGGCGCGGUGAACAAGCAGGGCGACAGCAUUCUGUGCCGCUGAGCCGCUCUGUCCAGGUGUGCGGCCGCCUGCGCCCGAGCCAGGCGCUUGCAGAGGGAGGGGGAAGAGCAGAAGUUAGUGGAAAAGCCACCGAGAAAAGACAAACCGUCAGCCCGUCUAGAAACUCACGCGUCAUUCCAAGAGAGAGGGAGAGGAAGGAAAAACAAUAAAACUUUCAUCUUAUUUUUUGCACGUUCAUAAACAUUCUGCAUUGGUAUUCUCUUUUGUCUCUUCAUUUAUAACCGCUGUGAAUUGUACAUUUCUGUGUGUUUUGGAGGUGCAGUUAAACUUUGAAGCUUAAAGUUGCGACAGGACUGAUAAAUAGAAGAUACGAGUAAACCCGACAUUAGAAGCCUACUUUGUGACCAAGGAGCUCAGUUUUUGUUGUGAAGCUUUACUAAUAUACCAGAGCAUUGUAGAUAAUUUUUUUGCAUCUAUUGUUUAAAAUAGAUGAUUAUAACGGGCAAGGAACUUCCUUUUCCCUGCAAGAAUGUUACAUAUUGUAUAGAUAACCCAGUGACAUUUCAUACCUUGUAUAUAUAGAGAUGUUCUAUGAGUGUGAGAAAGUAUAUGCUUUAAUAGACUACUGUAAUUAUAAGAUAUUUUAAUUAAAUAUUUUUUGUAAAUAUUAUGUUGUGUGGUUUUUUUAAGCCUAUGGGACUGUUUCUUUUGGAAAAUAAUUUUUCAGCUAAGCUGCAGAGCUGUUGUACCUUGAAUGUCUUUUUCUGUUUGUUUGGCCUGGCUUUUAAUUCGUUUUUGUUUCACCCCAGUGUGGUAGACUCGCCAUUAACAGUUCUAGAUGAGGUCUUGCAUGGCUUGCAUGAGAUAUUUAAUCACAGAAUAAAUUCGUUCUGAGUCCAUUUUCCUAGAUUGAAGUCUUUGUGUUUGAAGCAUACAUGUGGGACAUACACAUUGUCAGGUGCUUUUUCUUUUGUAACCUAGGGUUUUCUAGUGGAAAAAUCUGAGUACGUGUUUGUGUUUUGUUUCUUCACUGAGGUCCGAAUGGAUUCUGGAUGAUUUUGCGUACAGGAUGGGGAAAUGCCUGGACCUCAUGGAGUUUACAAAAUCUGUCUGCAAAGUGAAAAAAAAAAUGCUAUCACUCUUCAUUUUACACUGAUGGCUUCCUGUCACAUGUUUCAUGUCUGUACAGAUCAUUUAACUCCUCGAAAUGGAAAGUGUUCUCCGCUUGCUACCAAAGGACAGACUCUUGGAAAUGAACACUUUUUUUUUUCACCUUCCUUCCUCCAAAGAAUAUUAAUAGGCAACGGUGGGAGAGAAAAGAUUAAAAAAAAAAAGGCAUAAUGGCAAAUCCUUUAAGCAGGGCUAAAAGUCGAUCUUCAAACGUUAAGUAGACCAAAAAUUCUGAUGACUGCAUCUAGAUUAUUUUUUUAUAAAAAACGAUUUUCACUAGAGUUAUGUUCGUUACUACUAAGCUGCUGUCCAAUGUCUUGUGAUGUGUAACUUUUACAUGUGAAUAUUAAAAGUAGAUGUAUCGGUCUUGUAUUGUGAUUUCUGGUCUCAUUUAUUUAAAACCUUGCAGUUUUUUUAAGACUUUUUAAGCGAAGGCGUUGUUUUCUCGAUUAGAUAGACCUAUCAGGGCUUUGCGAACAUUAUGCACUGAAUGUGUUGAGUACUGUAGCCACUAGUUAGAUGGAAUUUUUAGAGAGAAUUAAGUGGGAUUUAAUUGGGUGCUUUGUAAAUAGUCAGCUGUGUGUGUAACAUGGUCUAUUUGAUUUUUAAAAGGGAAGGAUUUGUUUCAGAUUAUACCAGAAUAAAGUGUUAUAGACCCCGGGGACUUUUUAUGAGGUCAAAAUUCAAAUAUUUAUGUGAAUAUGAGAUACCGUAGUCCCUGGUAGUUGAAGUGGCAGUGUCUCAACAGAACUGAACAAACAUAAUGCUAGAUUAAAGUCCAUGGAACGUAGCUCCAUCCCCAACAUGCUGUAAGCCCAGCUCGGCUAGGUCACUGUUCUUGGGUAUUUUUUAGAGCUUGACAUAUUUGAUAUUGAGAGCUACGAUGGCAAAGCGUGGCUUGCUUGUUUAGAUGAAGUUUAUUUGUAUUUUUAUUCAUUCAUGUCACACUUCAGAAAGAAAACACUAGAACACUGCUGGAAUUCCAAAUCUGAUUGCAUUCUUUGUUAUUACAAAGGGCCUGAUGCCUCCUUUUUAUUUGACAGUUUAAUUUCAGAGGGACGCGGGUCACAUGUACCCUGGCCUGCUCACCCCUACCUAUACCUUUGGACGGAGUUUAACACUUGCCCUGAUGGGCCAGGAACCGCAAACAAAUAGAUGAAGAGAAGUUU
Messenger RNA from Ochotona princeps (American pika), 2845 nucleotides. It is a transcript of the gene ID4, whose product is annotated as inhibitor of DNA binding 4. The record is from RefSeq and is a predicted model, not a curated record. Gene Ontology annotation, molecular function: transcription regulator activity; protein dimerization activity. Gene Ontology annotation, cellular component: nucleus; cytoplasm. NCBI's taxonomy places the organism in Eukaryota, Metazoa, Chordata, Mammalia, Lagomorpha, Ochotonidae. Gene Ontology annotation, biological process: negative regulation of transcription by RNA polymerase II; cell differentiation; circadian regulation of gene expression. The transcript is spliced from 3 exons. Bases 63 to 548 code for a protein of 161 amino acids.